AUGGAGAACACAAAAUUGUUACUUCUCUUUCUUUUCUUCUUCUCGAUCAAUCUUCUACCUUCUACACUCGCUAUCUGGCUCACGCUACCUUCCUCUGGUACCAAAUGCGUUUCCGAAGAAAUCCAGAACAACGUCGUCGUUUUGGCCGAUUAUGUCGUCGUUCCCGGUGAUCAUACCCUAUCCCCCACUCUCGCCGUCAAGGUAACAUCACCAUAUGGAAAUAAUCUUCAUCAUAAAGAGAAUACAACACAUGGGAAUUUCGCAUUUACUACUCAAGAGACUGGGAACUACCUGGCAUGCUUUUGGGUGGAUGGUGGUAAUCCAAAAGGUGGUGACGUUAGUGUGAACCUUGACUGGAAAAUCGGGAUUGCAGCCAAGGAUUGGGAUUCAGUUGCUAAGAAGGAGAAGAUUGAGGGAGUUGAGCUUGAGCUGAAAAAGCUAGAAGGAGCAGUGGAAUCUAUCCAUGAGAAUUUGCUCUACCUGAAGGGAAGGGAAGCAGAAAUGAGGAUCGUGAGUGAAAGAACAAAUGGCAGAGUGGCAUGGUUUAGUUUAAUGUCAUUAGGUAUCUGCAUUGCAGUUUCAGUUUUACAAUUGUGGCAUUUGAAGAGAUUUUUCCAGAAGAAGAAGCUUAUAUAG
Vicia faba (fava bean) is the source of this 636-nucleotide messenger RNA. The record is from the annotation of a GenBank genome assembly. NCBI's taxonomy places the organism in Eukaryota, Viridiplantae, Streptophyta, Magnoliopsida, Fabales, Fabaceae.